This is a messenger RNA of Penicillium griseofulvum, 1029 nucleotides long. RefSeq names its product deoxyhypusine synthase. Gene Ontology annotation, molecular function: deoxyhypusine synthase activity. Gene Ontology annotation, biological process: peptidyl-hypusine biosynthetic process. The transcript has 2 exons. The coding region runs from base 1 to 1029 and encodes 342 amino acids. Gene Ontology annotation, cellular component: cytoplasm. NCBI's taxonomy places the organism in Eukaryota, Fungi, Ascomycota, Eurotiomycetes, Eurotiales, Aspergillaceae. The record is from RefSeq and is a predicted model, not a curated record.
AUGGGCGCCCAGCAACCUUCAGCAGUCCCCUCCUCAGUUACCGACUCCGUUCUCCAAAGUUCGCAACCAGUUCCAGAGGGCUCUCAUGUCGUGAGCGGGGUGGAUUUCGAUAAGUUUCAGGGCCGAAAUAUCACUGUCGCGGAGAUGGUGGACAGCAUGGCCCAUACCGGUUUCCAGGGCAGUGCAGUCGCGGAGGCUGCUCAAAUCAUUAAUGAAAUGCGCGCCUUCCGUGAUCCCGAAACUGGAAACAAAACUACCAUCUUCCUCGGCUAUACAUCGAACUUGAUUUCGUCCGGUCUUCGUGACACCUUACGUUAUUUGGUGAAACACAAUCAUGUUUCCGCAAUCGUGACCACUGCUGGCGGUGUGGAGGAGGAUUUGAUCAAAUGUCUGGCCCCAACAUAUCUCGGAUCGUUCUCAACUCCCGGUGCUGGACUUCGCGCUAAGGGUCUCAAUCGCAUUGGCAACCUUCUCGUGCCCAAUAAUAACUACUGUGCCUUUGAGGAUUGGGUAGUGCCCAUUUUGGACAAGAUGUUGGAGGAGCAGGAGGCUGCUAAGGUUAAGGCUCGGGAGACUGGCGAGGAGGAAGACGAGCUUCACUGGACGCCAAGCCUCAUCACCGAGCGACUGGGUCGUGAGAUCAACCACGAGGAUUCAGUUCUGUACUGGGCGGCCCGGAACGGAAUCCCCGUGUUCUGUCCUGCCCUGACAGAUGGAUCUCUGGGUGACAUGCUUUACUUUCACACCUUCAAGUCUUCCCCGCAACGACUCCGGGUGGAUAUCGUGGACGAUGUACGCCGUAUUAACACCAUGGCCGUCCGGGCGACACGUGCCGGUAUGAUAAUCUUGGGCGGUGGGCUGGUUAAGCACCACAUUGCCAAUGCAUGCCUAAUGCGCAAUGGGGCUGAACACGCAGUGUAUGUGAAUACUGCACAGGAGUUCGACGGUAGUGAUGCGGGUGCACGGCCGGAUGAAGCGGUGAGCUGGGGCAAAAUCAAGGCGGAUGCCAAGUCUGUCAAGGUGAGUUAG